AGUCUGAACUCAGGGUUCACUCAGUCUACGAACGUUUGCCACGAGACUUCGAUCUCUCGCCGCAUCGCAUACGCUAUCUCUAUCUCUCUCUUUCUCUCUUUUUGUUCACCCGCCUCUGUAUCUCUCUCCACUUUUCUCCCUUUACCCGGUUGGCAGAGGCAGGAAGGCCAAGCGGUGACCGGGGAGGCGUGCGUAGUAACCGUCCACGUCAACGGAAGUCUUGCCGCGUGCUUUCGGUUACUUUCGGCCCAUAUAGUCGUCGUGCAACCCCCGCUGCUUCGUCCGCUUCGACCGGCUGCGGAUCUACCUGCGGCGCAGCGAGAGAGAUUGUGACUUCGAUAGCGGUGCGAUAACUACAAAGUACCAAGAUGGCUGCAUUCGUGGCGAAGCAGAUGGUCGGGAACAAGCUCAAUGCGGUUAAAGGAGCAGUAGGCGGCGAAGGCGGUGACGAGGAUGACAAGGAGAAGGAAGAAGAAGCCGAGAGAGAAAGGCAGGAAGCUAUUAGAGAGGCCGAGGAGCGAAGAAAGGAGAAACAUCGUAAAAUGGAAGAAGAACGGGAGAAGAUGCGACAAGAGAUCAGAGACAAGUAUAACAUAAAAAAACGGGAAGAGAUACAAGAGAUACCACAAGAAGAGCCUAAUCCUCUGAUGCGAAAGAAGAAAACGCCAGAAGAAUUGGCGGCGGAAGCCGAGGCUGAGGAUGAAGACGAAUUCACCAAAUUGAGAAAUACGAUAGAAACGCAGGUAAACGAGUUCAAAUCGCAUAUCGAAAGUAAGUGUAGCCUCCAAUGAGCCUAUCAUAGCGCGCGGUUUGCGAGAAAGAUGACGGCGAUGCUGUACGUCGUCAUCGAAAUCGCGUCCGUCUGUCACUUCCUGCUGCCCAAAGGAAUAAAAGAGAGAGUGAUAACACAAAAGAUGCAGCGAGAAAGAGAAACGAUAUGCGGAAUAGUCAUCAGCAUUGGACACAUCGCCGUGUCGACUAAUCAUAAAUUGAUCCCAGACCCAGCAAUUAGUCAAUCGUUGUUCAAAACAAAAUGAACGACGAAAACGAUUCAUUUCCCGCGAAUUUUCAGGAGAUUCUUAAAGAAUUUUUCAUUGCCAUCAUAUUUGGAUUCAACUUUAGAAAUCGGAAGUGAUUCUACUAAGAAUUUUGUCUUGAAUAAAAGUUAUGACAGAGUUAUAAUCGAAAAAAAGAAAAAUUAUUAUUGUUACAGAGAAACACAUGGGAUAAGUUUUUUUCUCACACACUUACACAAGAAAAUGUUAU
Molecule: messenger RNA, 1266 nt
Organism: Camponotus floridanus (Florida carpenter ant)
Lineage: Eukaryota; Metazoa; Arthropoda; Insecta; Hymenoptera; Formicidae
Gene: cpx
Product: complexin
Exons: 5
Coding region: 369-791 (140 amino acids)
Biological process (GO): regulation of neurotransmitter secretion; neurotransmitter transport; synaptic vesicle exocytosis
Cellular component (GO): terminal bouton; SNARE complex
Molecular function (GO): syntaxin binding
Source: RefSeq, a predicted model, not a curated record